Megalops cyprinoides (Indo-Pacific tarpon) is the source of this 3958-nucleotide messenger RNA. RefSeq names its product mitogen-activated protein kinase kinase kinase 12 (gene map3k12). The transcript is spliced from 14 exons. Gene Ontology annotation, biological process: JNK cascade; protein autophosphorylation. NCBI's taxonomy places the organism in Eukaryota, Metazoa, Chordata, Actinopteri, Elopiformes, Megalopidae. The coding region runs from base 432 to 3308 and encodes 958 amino acids. The record is from RefSeq and is a predicted model, not a curated record. Gene Ontology annotation, molecular function: JUN kinase kinase kinase activity; ATP binding.
GAAGGAGCAUCUCUGCAAACGUUUUCUCCUUAGUGGCAAAGAGGAACCUGCUCGAGCCAGCAAAUACAGCUCACAGACCCGGUGGGAAAAGGGGAGAAAUAGGGAAAGAGUGUGAAGGGAAAAUUUUAAGCAGGGACUCUGUCUCGGCGGUUGUGACGCUGCGACCAGGGAUGCAGUGAGCUGAAGCAAGCACUGACACUGAUUAUAUAAACAGAACAGGAAAGCUGAAUAAUUACACUGCUUUUUAGAAAAUUGCCACGGGAUCAAAUUAAAAGAAAAAAAAAACAACAAAAACAAACAGGCAACCACAACAAUGGAGCAUCUCCUUUGAGUCCCGAGAUCGAGGCUGCUACAGGCUUCCCUUUCCCUCCCUCUCUGGCCCCAGAUCUAACCUUCAGUACUGGGGGGUGUCCCGAUGAGUACAGCUGCAUAUGGCCUGCAUCCACGAGCCCCGAGCCCAAUCCCCCUCCCUCUCAGGUUUCAGCACGCCCCUGUCGGAGCCGCCUUUCCGCCGACUGGACGCCGACACCCCCGCCUGCACCCCGGAGACGGACCUGACCCCCACGCAGUGUGUCCUGCGAAACGUGCUGUCCAUCGACACAGGGGGAGCAGUGGUGCCCGGAGGGGGAGGGGGCGGGGGCAGCGGGCACCCCGGCGGCCACAGCCCCACCCCCAGCGAUGAGCCCCCGGAGCACUUCGCUAACAGCGUACUCAAGCUGCACGAGAAUGAGGGCAGCCCGGGUGGGGCCGGGGCAGAGGCCGGACAGAAUGCAGAGGGCGGGUCCGUACGCAGCCAAUCAGACGAUGUCAGGCUGCAGUGUCAGUCGGGGGGCGGCGGAUUUCUGGAGGGACUCUUUGGUUGCCUGAAACCUGUCUGGACUAUGAUUGGCAAGGCCUACUCAACUGAGCACAAGCACAAUCAUGAAGAGAUUUGGGAGGUGCCAUUCGAGGAGAUCUCCGACCUCCAGUGGGUUGGUAGCGGGGCACAGGGCGCCGUGUUCCUGGGGAAGUUCCACGGCGAGGAGGUGGCCGUGAAGAAAGUGCGAGACAUCAAGGAGACGGACAUCAAGCACCUGCGCAAGCUCAAGCAUCCCAACAUCAUCACCUUCAAAGGAAUAUGUACCCAGGCGCCCUGCUAUUGCAUCAUCAUGGAGUACUGCGCCCAGGGCCAGCUGUAUGAGGUGCUGCGAGCAGGCCGCAAGAUCACCCCUUCCCUGCUGGUGGACUGGUCCAUGGGCAUCGCUGGCGGCAUGAACUACCUGCACUUGCACAAGAUCAUCCACCGGGACCUCAAGUCCCCCAACAUGCUGAUCACCUAUGACGACCUGGUGAAGAUUUCUGACUUUGGCACCUCCAAGGAGCUGAGCGACAAGAGCACCAAGAUGUCUUUCGCUGGCACCGUGGCCUGGAUGGCUCCGGAGGUCAUCCGCAAUGAGCCGGUUUCCGAGAAGGUGGACAUCUGGUCCUUCGGGGUGGUCCUGUGGGAGAUGCUGACGGGGGAGGUGCCCUACAAGGACGUGGACUCCUCUGCCAUCAUCUGGGGCGUGGGCAACAACAGCCUGCAGCUGCCCGUCCCCGAGAGCUGCCCGGACGGCUUCAAGAUCCUGCUACGACAGUGCUGGAACUGCAAACCCAGGAACAGACCCUCCUUCCGCCAGAUUCUGUUACACCUGGACAUUGCUUCAGCGGAUGUUCUAUCCACCCCGCAAGAGACAUACUUCAAAUCGCAGGCCGAAUGGCGCGAGGAGGUGAAGCAGCACUUUGAGAAGAUCAAGUCGGAGGGCACCUGCCUGCACCGGUUGGACGAGGAGCUAAUUGUCCGGCGCAGGGAGGAGCUCAGGCAUGCCCUGGACAUCCGCGAGCACUACGAGAGGAAGCUGGAGAGAGCCAACAACCUGUACAUGGAGCUGAAUGCCGUCAUGCUGCAGCUGGAGCUAAAGGAGAAGGAGCUGCUCAGGAGGGAGCAGUCGUUGGAUAAGAAGUAUCCUGGCCUUUUUAAGCAUCACAGCUCCAGGCAAGGGGGCUCCUCCAACUCCAUGGAGAAACUCAUCAAGAAGCGAAAUGUCCCACAGAAACUGCCCUCCCACAGCAAGAGGCCAGACAUUCUGAAGUCAGAGGUGAUCUUGCCCAAGCUGGAGUCGUCUAUGACACAGGUGACCAUCCCCUCCUGCCAAAACAAAGGCUCCACCUCCCCGGGCCGCUCGCGCCGGGGCAAGCCCCGCUACCGCAAGGCGGGCAAGGGCAGCAGCGGCGACCUGGCGGGGCUCAAGGCCACGCUGUCCUCUUCCUGCCGGGACAACUCAGCCCCCACCAACAGCGCCGCCCCCGCCAAGCAGCAGCACCUGGACCCCAGCGCGGCCCUGCGGGGCCUGCAGCACGACCUGCUGCUGAAGAAGAUGUCCUCCUCUAGCCCGGACCUCAUCUCCACCACACUGGAGGCCGAGGGCCGGCGCAAGGGCGAGCCCGCGGGGCUGGAGCGAGGGGGCAGCCUGAGCGCUUCGGCGGGGCUUGGGGGCGUGGGCGCCGGGGCGGAGGAAGGGGCGGAGGCAGGGGGCGGGGCGGAGGACCUGACCGAGACCCCGCCGCGGAGCGACACGCCCAGCGAGGAUGCCGCCUCCAUCCCCUUCUCCAGCAGCCCAGACUCGCCAUGCGGGAGGGGGGCGGCCGCCAGCCGGAGCUCCGUGCUGGGGCCCCCGCGCCUGCCCCAGGACGGAGAUGACAAGGAGGAGGGCCCGGGGGUGAGCCGUUCGCCCAGGGGGAUUCCGGGAGGCAGCGGGAGCCAGCACCUCACACCUGCGGCGAUCCUCUACAGGGCGGCCGUCACACGCAAACAGAAGCGUGGCGUGUCAUCAGAGGAGGAGGAGGGGGAAGUCGACAGCGAGGUGGAGUUGCCACGGAGACGCCGGCCGGUCAGCAUGACGAAGUGCCAGUCCCUGUCCACCUUCAGCUCGGAGAACCUCUCCGUGUCAGACGGGGAGGAGGGUAACACCAGCGACCACUCCCACAGCGGCACGCCGGACGUGGUCAGCACCAACACGGACGAGCGGCUGGACGACAAGAGCGACGACCUCCUGUCCCAGGGCUCGGAGAUCCCCGCCGACGCCACCGACGCCACCGACGCUGCUCAGGGCUCCGACGGGCUGUCGGAGAAGGAGGCCGUGAUACGGCAGGUCAAGACGCAGCUCAGCGCCGAGCAAAACACCUACGAGAAUCAGGCGCUGUACGAUGAUUCGGACUGUGACAGUGCAGAGCUUGAUCACUCAGGCAGCGCCGAGCCAAGCCGCCCUCCCAGCACCGGCGCCUGGUGAGGAAGGACUCCAGCCCUGGCGAAACCCGGACGGGCAUCUGUACAGCAUACCAAGAUCCUCCCUAUGCCCCAGCCUUGCAAAAACACCCAACCUCACCUCACCUCACCACCAACUGGGUCCCCCCCCCCCCCCCGCGCGUUCAACCGGACUGGACCACACAUCACAGAAAAGGUCCUGGCAUUGUAUCAAGUUUCUCUUCCCUCUUGUUUAUCUCACAAUUUUUGACAUUUUUAUUUGUCAUUUUUUGUGACUUAACAAUUUUCUUGAUUCUCGCGACAGCAGGUGUCACUAAGAUCAGUGUAUCGUUUUGUGAGCAGAUUACCAUCUGAAAGUCAGUCCAGGUAAUUAGAUCAGGUGGAUCAUUAGGAGCUCAGCUGGGACCAUAAAACAGAUGACACCUUCUCUCGUCAGAACCAAGAGAUACUAGUAAAAUGGAAAAGACAAAAAAGGUCAGACUUUGCUCUUCGUUGGUUUCCCUCCUUUUUGUUGAGUCGGCUUUUACUGAAAAGCGUAUCCAUGAAUAUAGUGACCUGCAGUGUGCACUGAGUCAUAUUUUUGUAAAACUUGGGACAGGGAGUAGAGCAUGCUUUGAGGAGGAGAAACAGAAAGAUCACGUUAAGUUCUGUGUGGGAGGGACAGCCAGAAUGCAC